Molecule: messenger RNA, 2354 nt
Organism: Gossypium raimondii (Peruvian cotton)
Lineage: Eukaryota; Viridiplantae; Streptophyta; Magnoliopsida; Malvales; Malvaceae
Product: polygalacturonase QRT2
Biological process (GO): anther dehiscence; pectin catabolic process; fruit dehiscence
Molecular function (GO): polygalacturonase activity
Source: RefSeq, a predicted model, not a curated record
AUGCGAACUCCUUCCGUUUAUGCGAGCUCCCCUCGACUCAUGCGAGUUGAUACCGCGAGCUCUCCUAAUUGUCCUCUCACAAUGCGUCUUGCGCGCAUCCAUCUGUUAUUUGAAGCAAAUGAAGUCAACACAUCAUUGAGUUACAUAUGUAUGAAGAAGAAUUCAGUAGAAAGCAAGGGAUGUAUAGAGGACCCAUUUCACAGUGAUGUUCGACAAACUCAUGUUUAUAGCCGCCCAACAACCUACAACCAACAAGACAACGUUAAUCCCAUCAACAAUAAUGAAGUUUGGUCGAGGAUUGAUAGGGUCACUCUCAAGGUAAUCAAUGUCGAUGAAUUUGGAGCUAAAGCUAAUGGAUUUGACGAUUCUCAGGCAUUUAAGGAAGCUUGGGAGUUGGCUUGUAACUCGUCUCAAGGAGCUAUUGUGGUGGUCCCUAAGAACAAAAUUUAUCAUCUUAAGCCAAUUGAUUUCUUUGGACCCUGCAACUCUCCUCUCAUAGUGAAGAUCCAUGGAACAAUUAAAGCCACUGUCCAUCACUCGGAUUAUAAAGCACACGGAAGACGACGAUGCCUUUACUUUGCUAAUGUUCAGAAUUUAAGGGUAGAAGGUGGAGGCAUCAUCAAUGGCAAUGGCAGAACAUGGUGGCAAAAUUCUUGCAAAAUUAACAUAGCCCUCCCUUGCAAGGAAGCACCAACUGCGCUAACCUUUAGCCAAUGCAGUAAUCUGAGAGUAGCAGGGCUGCGGAUCCGAAAUGCUCAACAAAUGCAUCUUUCAUUUAACAAAUGUGUCAAUGUAAAAGCUCUCAACCUUUCCGUAAUUGCUCCUGGAAACAGCCCCAACACGGAUGGAAUCCAUGUGUCUGAAACCCACAACAUACACAUUAAGAACUGUGUCAUCAAAACUGGUGAUGAUUGUAUCUCUGUUGUGAGCGGCUCGCAAAAUGUACGAGCCACAGAUAUAACUUGUGGACCGGGACAUGGAAUCAGCAUUGGGAGCUUAGGAGCUAGAAAUUCUGCAGCUUAUGUAUCUAAUGUAAUAGUGAAUAGAGCAACAAUUUCAGAUACCACCAAUGGGGUUAGAAUAAAGACUUGGCAGGGAGGAUCAGGGUAUGCCAAAAACAUCAAAUUUCAGAAUAUAAUGGUGCAUAACGUGAGCAAUCCUAUAAUCAUAGAUCAAAACUACUGUGAUCAUCAUAAAUCACCAUGCCCCUGUAAGGUAUCAGCAGUGCAAGUGAGCAAUGUGAUUUACGAAAACAUCAGAGCCUCCAAUGUUGCCCUGAAAUUCAAUUGCAGCAGGAGGUUUCCUUGUCGGGAGAUUUUUUUGCAAAAUGUAGCUAUAACAUCAUCAAAAGAAGAUAAAGAACAUACUGCAGAAGCUUCAUGCACUAAUAUUAGAUUGUCUUACCGGGGAAAUGUUUUUCCACCUUGCUGAUCUUCAUCAAUCUCUGCCUCAGAAGAAGAUGCCAAACCAAACUGCCUUCAUAAAUUAAUCUUAAUAUGAAAUGCUUGCUUCUUACUUACGUAAAUUCAUACUUUACGAUCUAUAUAUAUGGAUACUUAUUUAAUGUUAUACAUGCGUAAUUUAGUUCAUAUACAUAUAUAUACUCUUUCUUUUAUGCCUUCAAAAUCCCCUUCUCGGCAGACUGUGAUCAUCAGAACUAGUAACAAAGAAAUUUAAGUUUUUCCAAGAUUAUGAAAUUACAAGCACUAAUAAGUUGUGCCAUUCAGCCAUAGUGAAUAGGUCACCACCAAACUAUCAGCAGAGCCCCACUUGUUAAAAAGAUCUUGGUAGUUGACAUGGUGACAAACAGAAGCAUACUACUCGGCCUCUGCUGUGCCAGGUUUUAGCGCCUUCCCCACUGCAUCCCAGCAACUGAGCAACUGCAGUGGCUGCCACUGCUGCUGCGAGUAUCAAAUCCCUUCCAUCAUUGUUGAACUCUCGUUUGGUCUGUCCAGCUCCUCUAGCAGCAUUGGUUUCUCAAAUAUUGCAUUCAGAAUUCAGUUACGGGUACUUAUUCAAACUUUAUUAAGACUUGAUCAAAAUGUCUUACUUGCAGCUUUGAUGAAAUCUGGAUUGGAAGUCUGUUCGGUAGAAGUCAACACCACAGGUGCUUGCCUGAUCCUAUCUUUUGGAAAUUCUACCCGCUAUGUUCAUGCAACCUUCAAGAAAUCUCCUAUAACUACAAGUGAAGAUGAGGCUCGGGAAGCUGUAAAGAAGGCAUGCAAAGGCUUACAUUACUUCGCCAUCCAAGAGGCUUGGAUCCAGAUGCUCAUGUUGGAUUCUGGUUGCUAUUGGACCUACCACCUCCAACUGCGGUUGAAUGGGUUGCUUAAGUUAUUUGCUUUCAUCAGCAA